Molecule: messenger RNA, 1769 nt
Organism: Striga asiatica
Lineage: Eukaryota; Viridiplantae; Streptophyta; Magnoliopsida; Lamiales; Orobanchaceae
Source: the annotation of a GenBank genome assembly
AUGCUGAAAGAUAAGUGGGUAGAAAUGGGAGAUGCUGCAGACUGGAAAAGGGGACUUCAGAAAAUAGUGGAUAGAGAUUAUCACUUAGCUUUGGUUGAGAGAGCAAUGAGGGCAUGGAAUGACUUUCAGACAGCUAAUCCAAGGAAGAAAGAUCUGGGCAGAUUGAUCAAAUUGGCUCAAGGGAAUGAGGACAGUGAAGAGGAGGAACCGGAAAUUGGAGUAGGACAGCUAUCUAUGGCUAUCAGUACUCACAUCUCAGCUCAGGGUAAUGUAGGGUUUGGGUGUGUGCUUAGAAAACAAGAGCAGAUCAUCAAAACUUGGGCCAAGACUGAUACAACCGAGGGGGAUGCUGAAAUUACUCACUUGAGAGGCAUUAAAUGGGGACUGACUCUGGCCAAAGAGGGAGGAUGGAUUAGAUGCGUGUGCAUGGUGAAGUGCAAGGACUUACUGCAAAAAUUAAUAUCGAGCACGGGUUUUUCUCCACAUGCUAUGGCACAGUGUCAAGACAUUUGUAAUAUUAACUCUAGUGAUGUUUUUAUUUCCUUUGUUUUUGGUGAUAGACUAUGUACUCUUAGUGCUAAGCUUGCAUGUGAAGCAGUUAGGGGAAAAAGUGAGCUUGAGUUGAAUUACUACAACCAAAGCUGCCCCAAAGCAGAACAAAUAAUCAAGGAACAAGUUGAACAACUGUACAAAAAACAUGGAAACACAGCAGCUUCAUGGCUUAGAAAUCUCUUCCAUGAUUGUGCUCUCAUAUCGUGCGAUGCAUCCUUACUGCUCGACAAUGCAAACGACAUAAUUUCCGAGAAAUCGGAGCCGAGGAGUUUUGGUAUGAGAAAUUUUAAGUACAUAAACACAAUCAAAGAGGCUCUUGAGAAGGAAUGUCCCAUGACUGUUUCUUGUGCUGAUAUUAUUGCCCUCUCAGCAAGAGAUGGGGUGGCUUUGUUGGGAGGGCCAUCGAUUGAUGUGAAGACCGGUCGAAGAGAUAGUACGGAAAGCUACGCAUCGGAAGUUGAUAAUUACAUCCCUAAUCACAAUGAUAGCAUGUCAUUAGUGCUAAGCACGUUUGAAAAGAUUGGUGUUGAUACAGAAGGUCUUGUUGCUCUAUUAGGUGCACACUCGGUUGGACGAACUCACUGCCAGAACAUAGUCCAAAGACUAUACCCUACUGUGGACUCGACUUUGGACUCGAGCUAUGCCAAGUACCUCAAGAGACGAUGCCCGACAUCAACCCCAAACCCGAAAGCGGUCGAGUACGUGAGGAACGACCUUGGGACGCCGAUGAUUUUGGACAACGUUUACUACAAGAACAUACUGGCCCAUAAAGGGGUCCUGCUGGUGGACCAGGAGCUGGUGUCCGACCCAAGAACGAGCCCAUUUGUGAACAAGAUGGCCCAAAAUAACGAAUAUUUUCUUCAGCAGUUUUCGCGGGCUUUCUUGAUUUUGUCCGAAAAUAAUCCGCUGACGAAGGAUGAGGGCGAGAUCAGAAGGGACUGCCGAUUUGUGAACUCUAAUUGACUUUAGAAUUUACAUGUUGCAAAAAGUUGUUUUGGGCCUUUUUGUUUUUUUUAACACUUUCUCAGCUAGUAUGUUUGCAAGCUUACUGAAUUAGGCUUGGAAAAUGGGCCUCAUGGGCCUAUUUAUGCCUUGUCCAAUUCCAGUGUAACAGUCUACAAGGUUUGGCCCAUCGAUGGUGUAUGUGUACUAGUAUCUAUAAUCUAAUCUAUCUAUCGNAAUAAUGACGAUGGAGGAAUAAUUGGUGGAGUCGAAAA